UGUAAAUGCCAUUUAAUCUCUUUAAAUUUUAUGUUUUCAUCUUUUUAAUAUUUUAUCGAAUUUAUUCAUUUAAUCAUAGAAACUUGAGUACACACAGAUUCUGUUCAAAUUUAUACCAAUUUCUGAGACAAAAUCAGAGGAAUCUACAUUCUAUAAGAGGGACGCAGUCAUAUUUACCACCGGAACAGAGAAUACAGAAAUGGCUCCAAAAUAAGUGGGAAUUAACGUCUAAAAACUUUGGAUUCCAGGAGUAUUCAAUGCCAGUUCUAACACAUACCUCACUGUUUCUUGACAUUAACACACCAAAAGAUAACGAGCAUUAUAAGGAGUUAUACAGUUUUAAGGAUAGAAAGGGGAGAAAUUUAUCCCUGAGAGGAGAUAUCACUCCUCAAUUUAUGAACAUGCUAACAUCGUACUAUAGUAAUAAAAGGGUUCCAUCGCAUAAUAUAUUAAAAUGGUACACAAUCGCAGACUGUUGGCGCUAUGAGCGGCCAGGACUUGGAAGGAGGAGAAAUCACUUACAAUGGAACGCAGAUAUAGUUGGAAUCAGUGACAUUCAAGUUGAAGUCGAGUUAAUUUCAAUGCUAAUUCACUUUUUAAAAUCUGUUGGUUUAUCGCAUGAGGAUGUUGUAAUAUCCUUAAAUCAUAGAAAUGUUAUCCCUGGAAUUUUAACCCUUUUGGGCUUUUCAAACUAUUCAUCAGACUGGUUUUAUCAGUUUUCCAAAACUUUGGAUAAGUAUAAAAAGAUACCAAAGGAAGAAUUUAACAAACUCUUGAUUGAGCUUAAAUUUACUCCUGAACAAUGUUCUGGUUUGGAGGAAAUACUUGAAACUUCAAGGACUCUAGAGGAAAUUCAAAGAAUAUUUAACCCUGAAGAUAUUCAAGAAUUAAAGCAAUUGGUUCAUUUAUUAACCGAAAAAGGAUACUCAAAUUGGAUUAACAUAGAUUUAACCAUUGUGAGAGGAAAUGAUUAUUAUACUGGGUUGGUGUUUGAAUGUUUUGACAGAAAUCGCAAGCUUUCAAGGUCUAUUGCAGGCGGUGGAAGAUAUGACAAUUAUUUCAACCAUUGUGAUCCUAGACUUAAGUACUCAGCUGGGUUUGCAAUGGGCAAUAUCGCAAUUCUGGAUUUACUAAAACACAAAGGAGUAAAUAUCAACUCUGAGGAACCGGUUGAUGUGGUUGUUUUUACACCAAAUUACACCCGUAACAACUGUGAACAAAAAGUAGAAACUGAUACUGAUCAGACUUUACCGUGUUCAAAAAGCCAGAGAAUGUGUUUAUAUAACCUUAUGGACUUGUUGAGGACUAACGAUAUUUCAGUUUACCAGUACUACAAAACCUCAAGAUUGAUGAAGGCGCUUAAAUUUGCCGACAAUUCCAUGGCAAAGUUUGUUGUUAUGCCUCUUUUACACAACGGCAACGAAGUCAUUGUACUCAGAGAUAUGAACACUGGAGAACAGGACUUUUUCAACCCAUCAGAUGACAAAUUAGGAGCGAAAAUUGUCGAAAAAUUAAGAAACCAAAAUAUUUAA
Molecule: messenger RNA, 1532 nt
Organism: Theileria parva strain Muguga
Lineage: Eukaryota; Apicomplexa; Aconoidasida; Piroplasmida; Theileriidae
Gene: hisS
Product: Histidyl-tRNA synthetase family protein
Exons: 12
Coding region: 6-1532 (508 amino acids)
Biological process (GO): histidyl-tRNA aminoacylation
Cellular component (GO): cytoplasm
Molecular function (GO): histidine-tRNA ligase activity
Source: RefSeq, a predicted model, not a curated record